This is a messenger RNA of Pecten maximus, 2766 nucleotides long. Its product is annotated as katanin p60 ATPase-containing subunit A-like 2. The coding region runs from base 58 to 1803 and encodes 581 amino acids. The transcript is spliced from 20 exons. The record is from RefSeq and is a predicted model, not a curated record. Lineage: Eukaryota; Metazoa; Mollusca; Bivalvia; Pectinida; Pectinidae. Gene Ontology annotation, molecular function: ATP binding; protein binding; ATP hydrolysis activity.
UUGUCAGCCAUAUUUGUUUUCUCUAGCGACUGGACCAACAUGUAUGGGUAAAAUGUUAUGAAUCCUCCGAUGACGGAACUAAGUUAUCAAGCUAUCCGCACAGCCAACCAGGCUCGGGAGGCGGAUGAGCUUAGGACUGAAAGUAGGAAGAAGAACCUGCUUAUUUUAGUCCUGAAUUACAUGCAUGAAGAAGGCUACCUGGAUUCUGCACAAAGUUUAGCCAAGGAGACGAACAUAGACCUAAGUAAAUAUGAAGUGUGUGAUAACAUCGACCUGGAGACCAUCCUCAUGGAGUAUGAGUCAUACUACUAUGUCAAAUUUGCCAAGUAUCCAAAGAUCACCAAGAAACUCACACAGAGUGGACAUCCAGCAGGUGAUGGCCGAGGGAGGGCGCCUCAUAAGAUGACACGAGCCAACAGAAACAAUAAAGACAGCAUUAGACGGAGAACCGAGUCGGGUCACUCUGGCAACAAAUCAGCAUCCACAACACCAUCCCUUCCCAGGAUUCCACAGAAUGUCCGUCCGCCAAGUCCUCCAACAUCUGGACGUCCUAAAUCCGGUGCAAAUCGCCAGAGAGCUGUACAGUCAUCCACAAGGCCACGUGCUAAUGGACACGACCGUUCUGACAAGGCCGUGAAUGGAAUGGCUAACGGAGAUAUGGGUCUAGCUUUACAGGGUCUCACUGUCCAGGGGUCAAACAGUAACCCAGACAACAGGAUUGUAGAAGAACCUUCCAAAAAAGUGAGAGCGCCAGGUCAGAUUAUAGACAUCAGGUCAAUGAUUAAUGAGGCCACUAGGAUGUCCGCAGAGGAAGGUACUGACCAGAAUGACCGACUAUUGAAGCCUCUAGGAGGAUACGUAGGGUACAAUUCUGAAUGGAGGGAACUCGCCCAGGUUAUUAGUAGGGACAUUUACUCACAAGACCCCAACGUAAAGUGGGACGAUAUUAUAGGUCUAGAUGAAGCUAAGCGGUUAUCAAAGGAAGCCGUAGUGUAUCCAAUUAAGUAUCCACAAUUAUUCAAAGGGAUACUGUCUCCAUGGAAGGGACUCCUACUAUAUGGACCCCCAGGGACAGGAAAGACAUUAUUAGCAAAGGCAAUCGCCACAGAGUGUAAGACAACAUUCUUCAACAUAUCUGCAUCUACUAUAGUCAGCAAGUGGAGGGGAGACUCAGAGAAGCUAGUCAGGGUGCUAUUUGAAAUGGCUAGAUACUAUGCGCCCUCCACAAUAUUCCUGGAUGAAUUAGAAGCUAUUAUGAGCCAAAGAGGUUCAAGCGGUGGAGGAGGAGAACAUGAAGGAAGCAGACGUAUGAAAACUGAACUAUUGGUGCAGAUGGACGGUCUAGCUAAGACAGACGAUCUCGUAUUCUUACUGGCUGCCUCCAACUUACCUUGGGAGUUGGACCAGGCCAUGCUGCGGCGACUGGAGAAGAGAAUAAUUGUUGAUCUGCCGACAUAUGAGGCGCGGAGAGCCAUGUUUAGGUAUUAUCUACCACAUAUAGUGUGUCCUAAGGAAGGCGGGCUGGAACUCCUGUCACACCUCGACUACGACUUGUUGGCAAAUAAAACAGAAAGCUACUCCGGCUCUGACUUAAGGUUGGUGUGUAAAGAGGCAGCCAUGAGACCAGUUCGAAAAAUAUUUGAUGCUCUGGAGAAAAACGACAAAGAUGGUGACCAGCUCCAUUUCCGUUUGGACACGAUAACAACCUCUGAUGUUUUAAAGGCAGUUGAUCGGACUAAACCCUCUGCCUCCAAACUAAAGGAGAAAUACAAUGCCUGGCAGAGAGAGUAUGAGUCUGUGUGAUACCUGGAGCAGGUCUGAUGAAGACACCCAGAUUUGUAGUUAUUGUGCACACUGUGUACAGAUCUAGACAACGUCUGAUUUGUACUGUUUCUGAUUUACAGACUCACAAAUAAUCUUCACACUCAGAUUGAACCAUACCCAAACUUCAACAAAAUACACAUCGUUGGACCACUCAUAUAUUAGAAGUAGUUUGUGGCAAGACACAGACACCUUCGAUUGUAUGUAAGUCAUACAUGUUUCAACAGAAAGGCUCACUGAGGACUCAAUCUGAGUGUCACCUGACUGGCUAUUUUACCUGUGAUUUCUGUCAAGUAAGAGUUACUGUAGCAUGUAAAGUUUACAUGUAAGAUUCAAAGAUACAGUACCUGUAAGGUGUACUUGUACGAGUCUGAGGUACCUAUAAGAAUCUGAGGUACCUGUAAGGUGUACUUGUACGAGUCUGAGGUACCUGUAAGAAUCUGAGGUACCUGUAAGGUGUACUUGUACGAGUCUGAGGUACCUGUAAGAAUCUGAGGUACCUGUAAAGUGUACUUGUACGAGUCUGAGGUACCUGUAAGAGUCUGGGGUACCUGUAAGAGUCUGGGGUACCUGUAAGAGGUACAUGUAAGAGUCUGGGGUACCUGUAAGAGGUACAUGUAAGAGUCUGGGGUACCUGUAAGAGGUACAUAUAAGAGUCUGGGGUACCUGUAAGGUGUACAUGUAAGAGUCUGGGAUACCUGUAAGAGGUACAUGUAAGAGUCUGGGGUACCUGUAAGAGGUACAUAUAAGAGUCUGGGGUACCUGUAAGAGGUACAUAUAAGAGUCUGGGGUACCUGUAAGAGGUACAUGUAAGAGUCUGGGGUAUCUGUAAGGUGUACAUGUAAGAGUCUGGGGUAUCUGUAAGGUGUACAUGUAAGAGUCUGGGGUAUCUGUAAGAGGUACAUGUAAGAGUCUGGGGUACCUGUAAGAGUUACAUGUAAGAGU